This is a messenger RNA of Medioppia subpectinata, 2038 nucleotides long. NCBI's taxonomy places the organism in Eukaryota, Metazoa, Arthropoda, Arachnida, Sarcoptiformes, Oppiidae. The record is from the annotation of a GenBank genome assembly.
GAUAGGACUUAUGUUUUAAUACUAAUUAAAAGUGGUUUUAAUGAAACCCAAAGAGGAGGCGAUGAAUCAUUCAGAUGGCGGUGAUGUCGAUGAUCUCAGUGACGACCCCUCAUCUCCAGAAAGUGCAUCUUUCGAUGACGGAGACCUCUUGGGUGACGUACACGACGAUAUCACAGCACAAUUGGCUGCUGCCGGUCCAAUUGGUGUGGCGGCCGCCGCUGCCAUCGCGUCCGCGAAGAAGCGGAAGAGACCUCAUUCUUUCGAAACUAACCCAUCCAUUCGGAAACGACAACAAACUCGACUUCUCAGGAAGUUGAAGGCGACGAUUGAUGAAUACACAACACGUGUGGGACAACAGGCCGUUGUCCUAAUAGUCACUCCUGGAAAACCUCAGAAUAACUUCAAAGUGUUUGGCGCCCGUCCUCUGGAGAAUGUGGUGCGACACUGCCGGUCACUGAUAAUGCAAGAGUUGGAGAGCGCAUUAGCACAACAGGCGCCGCCUCAGGUCAAAGAAGACCCAUCUCUGCAUGAAUUGCCGCCUCUAGUCGUGGAUGGGAUCCCCACUCCGGUGGAGAAGAUGACUCAGGCACAGCUCAGGGCUUUCAUUCCUCUCAUGUUGAAGUACUCGACGGGCAGAGGAAAGCCCGGUUGGGGCAAAGAGUCCACUCGCCCUCCCUGGUGGCCAAAGGACCUGCCCUGGGCUAACGUCCGCAGUGACGCCCGCACCGAAGAGGACAAACAAAAAGUCUCGUGGACUCACGCGUUGAGACAAAUUGUAAUUAAUUGUUACAAAUUUCAUGGAAGAGAAGACCUGUUGCCGGCGUUCAGUGAUGACGACGACAAGACCAAUCAGACCAAAGAGAAGGUGAAAAGUCGAAGCAGCCAUAGCAGCAUCCAUGUAACCAAUGUUACCAACGCUAGCGGUGUGGCCACUGUUUCCACAUUAACCGCUGAGUCUGCCCUCCAACAGGGGGUCAACGUAUGUCUGAUAAUCAGUUUGCCUCUGAAGACUAGUCGGUCUUUAGCGAUUUACGCGCAGCCCAUGCACUACGCGCCCACAAUGUUACAGACCAUCAGUAAUCCGGACGGAACUGUAUCUAUCAUUCAUAUGGACCCGAAUAGCGCUGUCGUCACGUUACCCGACGGAACUCAAGCACAAGUUAGAGCCGUUAGUGCACUGAGGAUUCAAAACACGGGCAAUGAGGCGAAUCAAGCGGUACAGACGUUAGCAGAGAUGGGUCAGGAACACGACAGAGUCACUCAAAUCGGAACCGUUAACGUAGAUCUCAGUGGCGACGGCUCCACACAAACGGUCUCAUUAGCCGAGGCAACCAUCAGUCCCGACGGACAGAUCAUAUUGACCGGAGAAGACGGAACUCAAAGCACAUUUCCAGUCUCAGGAAUGGUUACAAUUCCGGUGUCGAUGUAUCAGACAGUAGUGACAAACAUCCAGAAUCUGACGGAAGCGGGACUGCCGUUGACGAUGAGUGCUAUAACGGGUUCGGCACAGUUGCAGGAAGUGGGCGAAGACGAGUUGAACGACGCCAGCACUACAGUCAAUAUGGUUGAGGACGUGAAGACUGUUCUGAACGGAACGCAGACCUCAGUUGGGGUGACCGAAGAGGAGAGUUAAUGAUUUGCAUGAAAUGACUGCCCAUUACCGGCAUUAUCUCAAUGUACAGAUGAGUCGCGAGAUUUAGUCUCAAAGUGGUGUCAUAUUUAGUUCAUUAUCGCAAUCAAUGUUCUCUUAAUUAUUAGGAUUAGAAGUUUAUCCCAAACCAACGCUUGUUAUAAUGAUAGUGAAGUCGUCUCCAAACUAGUGUUAAAUACCUAUUUUAGUUUACUUUUGAUUAUUUUUUGAUUAAAUUUAAUUAAGUGUUGUUAAGGUUUAUGACUUUGUACUCCAAUGUACUUAAAAACUGCGAUUAAAUCUGAAAUACAAAUCCGAUUCAAACACAGAACGCACUAAAGAUAUAAUCAUUGAUUCAUUUUUUUAAGUUAAAAAUCAUAACCUAAUGUACUGUAUAUUUGAAGUGAU